UUUAUUUUAUUUUAUUUUGCCUCUAUUUUUUUUGUUUCACCAAAAAAUUCCGCGAAAUCUCUGAAAAAAAUCCCCCAAUUCCGAAAUCACCCUUUCAUGGAGAACACAUCGGAGCAAGGAUCUCGGGAACAUCUGAUCCACCGGGAGACCCGACCAAGCGCGAUCAACAAACCGCCGGAGUUUCAUGCGUCGCGGUUCACCUUCAUGAGCAUCGUGCUCUGGUUUGACCAGUCGAAUCGCGGCACGGCUCUGCUCUCGUGGUCCGUCUUCUUCCUCCUCGUCGUCGGCGUACCGAUGAUCUCCCACUUCAUGCUCGUCUGCUCCGACUGCGAUUCCUAUCACCGACGUCCGUACGACGCCGUUGUACAGCUUUCUCUUUCGGUUUUCGCCGGAAUCUCGUUCGUUAGCCUCUCGCUUUGGUCGAGGAAGUUUGGGAUGCGAAAGUUUCUGUUCCUCGAUAAGCUCUGGGAUGUUAGCGACAAGGUUAGGAUCGGAUACGAAGCUGAAAUCCAGAGAUCACUGAAACGGCUAAUGAUCUUCGUCCUCCCAUCACUAACACUCGAAGCCAUCUACAGAAUCUGGUGGUACAUCUCUGGCUCAAACCAGAUUCCUUACAUCAUCAACCCUGUUCUAAGCCACGUCAUCGCAUGCACUCUCCAGCUCUCUUCUUGGCUUUACCGUAACGCCAUCUACAUCACCGUCUGCAUCCUCUACCAAAUCACAUGCCAUCUUCAAACUCUCCGUCUCGACGAUUUCGCACGCUGCUUCGCCUCCGAGAUCACCGACGUUGGCUCAGCUCUGGCCGAGCAUCAAAAGAUCCGUCGUAAUUUGAGGAUUGUUAGCCAUCGUUUCAGGAGAUUCAUUCUUUUGUCUUUGGUUCUUGUUACUGCUACUCAGUUCACUGCUUUGCUUACCACCACGAGAGCUAGUGUUGCUGUUAACAUCUAUGAAGUUGGCGAGCUCGCGUUGUGUUCGUUGAGUUUGGUUACAGGAGUGUUCAUAUGUUUGAGAAGUGCGACGAAGAUAACUCACAAAGCUCAAUCUGUAACCAGUCUUGCAGCUAAAUGGAACGUUUGCGCAACUGUAGAAUCGUUCGAUAGUCUUGAUGGAGAAACUCCUACAGCUUCAAUGAUUGAGUCUCAAAUCUCGCCAUGUGGAAAUGGGAUGGAUUCAUCUGAUGAAGAAGGAGAAGGAGACGAUGAUCUCGACAAUACCAAGAUACAUCCUAUCUACGCCAAUACCAUUUCUUAUCAAAAACGUCAAGCUCUAGUGACAUAUCUAGAGAACAACAGAGCUGGGAUCACAGUGUAUGGAUUCCUUGUGGAUAGAUCAUGGCUGCAUACGAUUUUCGGCAUUGAACUUGCUCUUCUUCUUUGGUUGCUCAAUAAAACAAUCGUGAACAUACCAUGAAAUAAAGUGGUUUAUAAAUACAAUACACAUAUAGGAUUGAAUCGUUUUGGCAUUAUGUUUCUUUCGAAGAUAUGACGAAGAGCAGUAGAGAUUUUUCACGGUGGUGUGGCGAUGAUAUAUAUGUCUCUCUUUCUCCUUAUUUGUUUUGACUACAAAUCUAGAUAUAUGACAACUAAUUUUGGUUCAUCGAUAGAGACAAACAUGUACGUGAUUAUAAAUAUAUAUAUAUAAAUACUAUGUAUCUUUCUGUAUAGAAGUCUGAUAUGUUUUGAAUGUAUCUUUCUGUAUAGAAGUCUGAUAUGUUUUGAGUUCAUUUGAAGAUAUGAAUCGAAGUCAAAGUUACU
This is a messenger RNA of Eutrema salsugineum, 1754 nucleotides long. RefSeq lists its product as uncharacterized. Lineage: Eukaryota; Viridiplantae; Streptophyta; Magnoliopsida; Brassicales; Brassicaceae. The record is from RefSeq and is a predicted model, not a curated record. The coding region runs from base 97 to 1410 and encodes 437 amino acids. The transcript has 5 exons.